Metopolophium dirhodum (rose-grain aphid) is the source of this 1920-nucleotide messenger RNA. Its product is annotated as craniofacial development protein 2-like. NCBI's taxonomy places the organism in Eukaryota, Metazoa, Arthropoda, Insecta, Hemiptera, Aphididae. Gene Ontology annotation, molecular function: catalytic activity; DNA binding. The record is from RefSeq and is a predicted model, not a curated record. Bases 1 to 1920 code for a protein of 639 amino acids. The transcript has 2 exons.
AUGAAACCAGCACCUAGUGGAUCUUCUAGAAAAGCAAAGAAGCCAUAUUAUUUGAAUGAAUAUUUACAAUUUCUUUUGCCAUAUGUAAAACCCAACACUGAUAUAACUAAUCCGGGAAAUCUUCCUUCUCCGACCUCAGAUAAUGAAAUUACAUUUGAAAAUAAUGAACAAAGCGAUACUGAAGUCCAAGAUGAAGAUAUUGUAGAACAAGAAGAAUAUUUGACCGAGAAAAUUAUAAACAUUGAAAAACCAAACAAUGAAAAAGGUCGUCUUCCUCUUGUACAGGAACGUAACCAAGGAAAUGGUAACAAAAAGAAACGAAAAUUAGAUGUUAGCGAAGUAGACCAGUCCUUUAUUGAUUUCGUGAAUAUGAAGAAGGAAAAGUCCUGUGAAACUGAUCCAAGAAAGAUGUUUCUUCUUAGUUUGUUACCAGAUAUUAAGAACAUGACUGAUCAACAAAUGAGAAUAUUUAAAAAAAAAGUAUUGGAUUUGGUCGAUGACAUUUUAACUGAAAAUCCGACUCCUCAAAAUCAAUUACCAAUAACCAAGUUCAAUCCAUCUCGUCCUCCGACUACAUCUUCAACUUUCUCAAGUUCAUCAUUAUAUUCUUAUAACCACUCAAAUAGUUUCACGCCAAUCCAUUCUCCUGAAGAAUCAUAUGUGGCAGCUGAAGUUAGCAACCAGAACGAAAAUAAACCUGCUACUACUAAGCCUCGGACAGAUCUUUUGGAAAAUAAAAAUGGAACUAAGCCUGGAAAACCUGGAGUAUUUCGAUUUGGAACAUGGAACAUUAGAUCUUUAUAUAAACCUGGGGCACUAAAAUGUAUCACUAGUAUAGUCAAGAAAUAUUAUGUAGAUUUAGUUGCCCUCCAAGAAGUGAGAUGGCCAGGAUCUGGACAUCUAAAAUCAGAUAACAUGAUAAUAUUUUAUAGUGGAAGCAGUAAUGGAAGACACGAACACGGAGUGGGUUUUAUUGUAAAAGAGUCCCUAGUAAAACUAAUAAAGAAAUUCGAAGCAGUUGAUGACCGAUUAUGCUAUAUAAUAAUUGAAGGGAAAACCUCUAAUAUAGCAAUAAUCAACUGUUAUGCACCAACUGAAACAGCAGAUAAUGAUUAUAAAGACUCUUUCUACGAUAAGCUAGAAAGAGUAUACGACAUGAUACCCAGAAGCUACAUAAGAAUUCUAGUUGGAGACCAAAACGCUCAAGUAGGGCGUGAGCAUGCUUUUAGACACACUAUAGGAAAAGAAAGUAUGCAUAGUGAAAGCAAUAAUAACGGACUAAGGUUAAUCAGCUUUGCCUCAACCAAAGGAUUAGUUAUAAGUAGUACCCAGUUUCAACGUAAAGAAAUUUACAAACAAACUUGGGUAUCUCCAGAUGGAAGAACUAAAAGUCAAAUCGAUCAUAUACUUAUAGAUAAGAGAUACAGAUCUAGUGUUAGACAAGUUAGAAGUUAUAGAGGAGCUGAUGGAGACACAGAUCACUACCUGGUCAUAUCAUCAUUUAGAACCAAACUGGCUAAUAGUUGGAAGCAGAAAAAACUAAAAGGUAGAACCCGCCUGGAAAUAGAAAACACAAAGGAUCGAGAGAAAGUGAAAUCAUACCGAGGAAUUCUAAAUAAUGAACUAAUGAAAACAUCCCAAAAUACAGAGCAAAACCUUGAAGAAACUUGGAACAUAGUUAAAGAUUCAAUAAACAAAUCAGCUGAAGUAUUUAAAAAAGAAAACACAUUCAACGGUAAGAAUUCAUGGUUUAAUGAACGGUGUAAGGAAGCCAUAGAAAGACGCGCAGAAGCAAGAUUAAAAAGGAUACAAGACCCUUCUCCUGACAAUAUAGCAGAAUUUAUUAAAAACAAAAAAGCUGCAAGCAAAAUCUUGAGACAGGAAAAAAGAAAAGCGGAAAAAGGACUUAUUCAAAAAUAG